This is a messenger RNA of Cuscuta campestris, 3174 nucleotides long. Lineage: Eukaryota; Viridiplantae; Streptophyta; Magnoliopsida; Solanales; Convolvulaceae. The record is from the annotation of a GenBank genome assembly.
CAACAUGUUGCAACACACUUAAAGAAACAUAUUGUCGGAUUGAUGCAAUAGCUUUCCGGUUCAAGGUAGUCCAAGCUUUCUCAUCAACACCUGUUGGACGUUCUUUAUACAAAAUUGGGUCAAGCAAAUCUUUAGAGCAUAAAUAAUCCUCAAUACGAAUUUUCCAAAUUGAAUAAUUCGUAGAGUUCAAACUAACCAUUCCUUGAACAAUUACUUUGUCAUCCAUCAUAAACAACACAAGAAGCCAACCAAAAAUAAUCAAGCUCCGAUACCACUUUGUUGGGGAAGCACGGAACAAAACACAACGGAAGCGUAUAAAAUCUUUUCCCCAAAUUAAUGAGAUGAAUAACAAGCACAAUAUACUCCAAAAACAGCAGCACCACCACAAAUAAAUAGCAAGGGAAAUAAAGUAAAGAACACACGAUUUACGUGGAAACCCCAAAUCGGGGAAAAAACCACGGCCGCUCAACAACGGCUCCCAAACUUCCACUAAUCACCAAGAAUCAAGUGGGUACAACAAGUUCUCCUCUCUAGUAAACACUAGAGGCAUACACAAUCAUCAAGGAGCAACCUUGGAACAACAACAAUCAACAGUUCACCAUAAAAUGGAGUAAAAACUCCCAAAAACGCAGGAAUAGACCAGCAAAGAAACAAAGGGGAGGUGUAUGGUGCUGAUUAGGCAUGCCAAAAAACUAAGGUGACCAACCACUCUUCGUGCUCUUUCUUCGUCUCAAGAACUUGCUCUUCGACUCCCUUGGUGUACUAUUCGUGCCCCGUUUUUAUCUCAUCAACUUCUUGUUCCACUUUCUUGAUGCAAACCUAUCACUUUGACAAUGUGGGACACUUUCGCAUCAGUCCAAGGCUGCGAAAUUGAGAAGUGCAACGGAGAAGUAGCGGCGGCGUCACAACCGGCGGCGUGUCGUCCUUGGCUGGUGCAUUACCACGGCAAAGGUUACAGAAAGCAGCCUUUCGCUUCGGACAUAGCAGGACCCUCCCCUGGCAUUAUUAUUCCUGGUUUGGGCCGCAAUAAGGUUCUCUCUUGUGCUCACGGCUGCCUUGUUUUGUACGAUUAUAAAGCCAAAUUGCUGUCUCUGUGUAACUCGGCCACAUUCGACAACGACAACCGUAUCCGCCUCCCCCACCUGAAUCACUUAUCAAAUUACAAGAUCGACAGUUGCGUCCUACUACCUCCUCCUCUUCCUCCUCAAGGUCCAGGCGGCGGUGGCGGCGGCCAUACCAAUAAUAAUAGUAGUAACUGGCAUGGUUUCACCGUCUCAAUAUUCCUGGAAAAAUUGCCAUCCAUAAUGUUUUGUCGGGUGGGAGAGACAAAGUGGAGAGAAAUAAGGUAUGGCAAGUAUUUGGAGCCUUUCGUUCCAGAGAAAAUUCAAAGGUAUGCUAGAGAGUGGGGAAGGCCCCUGUUUUUCAAACGGGCUGUUGGCUUCGAUGGUAAAAUAUAUGCCCAGCUCGGUGCCGAAUGGAUUGGUGGCUUCUGCUAUUCUAUGAUGUCAAUUGAGAUAGUUGAAGUCGAAGUUCAAGUAGAAGUUGAAGGAGGAGCAGAAUAUGGGCUGGUUUUGUGUACAGUGGAAGAACCUGCUGGCCUGAGUUGUGCUUCCAUCUCACCUUACACCAAUGUCUAUAUUGUGGAGUCUUGUGGGGAACUCUUCUUGCUGCAUUUUUCACCUGGAGCUCAAGUGUUUGAGCUAUGGAAGUAUUUUGAUGUCUUCUCCCCGUCUCCUCCUAUUUCCAUGAACCCCCAACAUGUCCUCUCCAUCAAGGAAGAAGAUAAGCAAAACAACCAAAAGUGCAACAUCAACAAUCAAAGAAGAAGAAGAACCAUCGUCACAUCAGAAUUGGAGUCGUGUAAAAAUACAAAUGUGUGCAUACAGUUGUAUGACCUUCCUUUCGAUUUGUUGGAGCAUAUUUCCAAGCAUCUCAUAGCAACAGAGUACAUGAAUUUUCGUGCCGCGAGUAAGAUAUGCCAAUCACUUUGUCCUCCAAUAAAUUGGAGAAUAGCCCUGUCCGAAACCGAAAAAUCUCAUUGUUUUCCUUCCCCGUUGCUAAUGUUUCCUGACAGCCAUGAGAGCGUUUAUAAAUUUGUGGAUCCGAGCCUAAAUGUCAAUGGUAACAAUUACUACUUGAUGAGUAUACCUGAUUCUCUUAGAAGUCAUCAUAUCAUUCGCUAUUCUGAACAAGGAUGGGUCUUAUUGUCAAAAAGUCGAUCUUGUGUUAAUCUUUACAAUCCGUUCAAGAAAUGCGUCAUCACUUACAAUCACACUCUUACCAAAAGAGAAGACUGCCUUUUUUUCAUUCGAAAUCCACCAGGAUCCAUACAACCGGUUCGUGUUGUUUUUUGUGGAACCAAAGUUUUUGUAUCAACCGUGGUCGAUCUUGAUGAUCCUGAUGAAGAAUGGAGUUGGGACGAGAUGAAGGGCAACAAGAAUUUUGAUGCAGCAGCGCAGACUAGUCCGGUCUUGUUUAAAGACACUUUCUAUUACUUGGAUAAGACGGGCAAACUGGGAAAUCUUGAAAUAGAUUUUGAAGGAGGAAACAUGAGGUGGGAAGUUCUUGAGAAGCCGCAUAGGCCAGCGGGCCUGAAGUUCUUUGAUCACAACUUCUUGGUGGAGUGUGGUGGGGAGUUGAUCUCAAUAUUUCUUGGGCGUGCGGGGAAAUGGGUUUCUGUUUACAGGUUAAAUAGUGAUUCUCAGGUAUGGGAAAAGGCGAGCAGAUUGGGAGGCUACGACUUAUAUCUCAACCCAACUGCUUCUUCUUCAUCCUCUGCCAUGCCGCCUUCUUCAACUGGUGGUGGCGGGAACAGAAUUUACUUUCCUUUGCUCCGUGGUUCAGAUAUUGUCUACUUCUCCAUGGAAACGGGCAAGUGGCAUUUCUCCGGAAGCCAACUCGAUUCAUCGUCCACCAAUCUUUAUGGUACAAGAUGGUACCCCAACUCUUGUUGGAUUAAGCCUUGUUGGUAAUUUUACACCUUCAUCAUAUAUAUAUCCAUCCAGUGCCAUCAUGAUUCUCUCUAUCGCCCCAGCUGAAUCUGAUGAUUUAAUUAUAUCUGCGUCACUCAUAUAUCCAUAUACUCCCUAGUUAGUCCCUUGUUUAUACUGAUCGCCCAUUACUAUCUGAUGCUAGAGUGACUCUUUUUUUUAAUAAUCAAACUAUUACAGUUUG